This is a messenger RNA of Erpetoichthys calabaricus (reedfish), 717 nucleotides long. Its product is annotated as E3 ubiquitin-protein ligase TRIM39-like. Lineage: Eukaryota; Metazoa; Chordata; Cladistia; Polypteriformes; Polypteridae. The transcript is spliced from 7 exons. Gene Ontology annotation, molecular function: protein binding. The record is from RefSeq and is a predicted model, not a curated record. The coding region runs from base 1 to 711 and encodes 236 amino acids.
AUGAGGCCCCAGGUCUUUAACUGGAAGUCAGCAUUCACUCAAGGACCUACUUUAGAGCAGGAUGGAGCCCACAUCAAAAAUUUACAAAAGGAGCAGAAGGAGAAUGAAAAGCUACGUGUUGAUAAUCAAAAACUAAAUGAAGAAAAUGAUGAACUCAGUAGUGAAUUUGAUAAGAUUGGAAUUGUGCCUGAUGCAGAAUGGAAGCGUAUUCAAGACCAAGGAGCUGAUAUGGUCCUGUCCUCUGACACAGCUCAUAGUGACAUUUCUGUGGAUACUAAUGCAGGACAAGUGAAAUUUAUAGGAGAUCUUAAGGGUCCAGACAGAUGGUGCUGUGUUACUGGCAAUGAAGCCCAGCAGGAUCACUACUGGGAGGUGGAGGUUGGGGAAAAGGGCAGCUGGGCAAUUGGACUGGCAUCUGACAGCAUCAAAAACAACAAGCUUAUUCCUGAGUGCCCUGGGGAAGGAUUCUGGAUCAUCCGCCUCUACAGAGGGAAAAAGUUAGAGGCCGUCUCAAGCACAGUUGAGGAACUUCAGCAAAAACCAAAAAAAGUGGGAAUACAUUGGAAACGAAAGUGUUUACGUUUUUAUGAUGUGGAGAAAAAACAACUCAUCCACAAAUUUGAUAUUGAAUACACUGAGUGCUUGUAUCCUGUCUUCAGUCCAGGGUCACGUGACAAGGGACCAUUAAUCAUCAAAAUUAAACAAAAUUAAAGGUAA